CGCGCGCACACGCACGUCUGCUACGAGGUGCGCCUGUGCCGCUCGGGAUGGCUGAACAUUACGCAGCCCUUCCUGACAGAGGCAGGCACGUCCUGAAAGCUCUAAGUUCUGGAUGCGUUGGGACGGCAGGAACACGGUCUGCUCGGGAUUUCUGACUCAAAAUGCGCAGACAGCGUUUCUGCGGCGCUGAGCGGCAGCUGUGCAGAAAUGAGCGGGCGGUCAGCUGUGUGCCGUGAAUAAUGCAUGGACAUGCCGAGGACGUGCGAGGUUCCUCCGACUGGGAAACUUGUUCUUCGGUUGUUUUGAUCUGACACAAGAUGCAUCUGUUUCGGACUCAUAAUUACCAAGUGUUCCCUCACCGCUACUCAGUGGAGAAACCGACCAUACGGGGCAUCAGCUGGACUCCACUGCCAGAGGCCCUGGAUCCAAAGGACACUAUGAAGCAGUUUCUUUCAGAUCGUGUCGUAAAAGCUGCGAGGUCGGUGUACAGCGUUAUGACCGAGAAGAACCCUGGCCUGAUCCGAGACAGGAAGCAUCACCUGAAAACACACAGGCAUUGCUGCUCAGGGAAGGAGUUGGUUGACUGGCUGAUGAAACAGAACGAAUGCCUGCAGUCAAGAAGUCAGGCUGUGGGAAUGUGGCAGGUCUUGGUGGACGAGGGAAUCCUCGUUCAUGUGAAACAGGAUCUGAACUUCCUGGACAAGGACACACAGUUCUACCGGUUCCAGAACUCGGAGUUUGGGCUGAACCACGUCUCCAACGAGAAGGACUUGGAGGACGAGCUGCAUGAAGCUCUGUCCCUGCUGUCCCAGCUGGGCCCCGAUGCGCUGCUCACCAUGAUUCUACGCAAAUGUCCCAGUCAGAGGAGCGCUGAGGACAUCGAGGUCAUCUAUGAGGAGCUGCUCCAUGUGAAAGCUGCUGCUCAUCUCUCGUCUUCAGUGCGGAAGGAGCUGGCCGCAGUGCUGGUGUUUGAAUCCCACGUCAAGUCUGGAACAGUCUUGUUCAGUCAGGGGGAUAAAGGAACCUCCUGGUACAUCAUCUGGAAAGGCUCGGUGAACGUGAUCACACAUGGAAAGGGCAUCGUGACCACUCUGCAUGAGGGCGAGGACUUUGGGCAGCUAGCUUUGCUGAACGAUGCGCCACGUGCCGCCACCAUCAUCCUGAGAGAGGACAACUGCCACUUCCUCCGUGUUGACAAACAGGAUUUCAUUCGAAUCCUUAAGGAUGUGGAGGCUAACACGGUGCGACUGGAGGAGCAUGGGAAGACCGUCCUUGUGUUGGAGAAGAGCGCAGACUGCAAUGGUCAAGGGGGAGCUGCAGCCAACAGCAGAUACACAGUUAUGUCGGGAACACCUGAAAAAAUCCUGGAACAUCUUCUGGACACACUGAAGCUGGAUUCCAAUGGAAAUGAUCCGAUAGAUCCCUGCGUGAGCGACUUCCUGCUCACAUAUAAAGUCUUCAUGCCGUCCAGCCAGCUGUGCUUAGCUUUGCAGCAUCAUUACCAGGCAGAGUUGUCCAAAGGCUCAGAACAGGAGAAGACUGCUUACAUCUUCAACACCAAACAGAAGGUAGUGAAGCUGAUUGCCCAGUGGGUGGCGCUGUACGGCCUUCUGCUGAAAGAAGACCCAGAGGUUGGGGACUUUCUGGAGAAACUGAAAAAGGAGGUUGCAACUGAUCAUCGUUUGUCCAGCAUCCUAAAGGAACAGUUUAGGGAAAGAAGAAGAACAAAAGUGAUGGAGAACGGCUAUCAGUCACUGAGCAGGAAUCAGCAGUUUGAUUGGUUUUCAAGCUGUGAGGAGCCAGUUGGGAGGCUGCAGCCAAUCAAAGCACAGGAUAAAGUGUUAUACGAGAUUUACAAGGCAGACAGCAAACCUCUCUCCUUGAUGCUCCCCGUAAGCUCAUCUGUUCAAGAGGUGAUGUCGGCAAUAGUCAAAGCAGAUGGAGAUCACGUUCUGGUCAAAAUGAACUCCAGUGGAGAAAGAGUGCAGUUAAAGCUGGAUGCAACUGCAGUCUACACUGCGCUAGGCCUCAAUGAGAGACUGUUCAUCUGUACGAGCAGCGAAGUGGAACAACUGCGGCCACUGAAGGAUCAGCAGGGCCCAGAACAGGCAACCACUGACCUCAUUGAGCAGAUGAGUUCCAAAGACAUUGCCACAGAACUGACGAACUAUGACUGGGAACUGUUUACUGCCAUGCAUGAGGUGGAGCUUGUCUACUACAUAUUUGGUCGCCAUAAAUUCCCAGGUGCCACCACGGCCAACCUGGAGCGGUUUGUGCGGCACUUUAAUGUGGUCCAGCACUGGGUGGUGACUGAGCUGUGCCUCUGUGAGGAUCUGGUGAAACGGGCCAUUCUGCUCAAGAAGUUCAUCAAAAUCGCUGCAGUGUUAAAAGAACAGAGGAAUCUCAACUCAUUUUUUGCUGUGAUAUUUGGUCUGAGCAACAGUGCUGUCCAGAGGCUUUACAAGACCUGGGAGAGAAUACCGAGCAAAACUAAAAGAAUCUACUGUGCUUAUGAGCGACUGAUGGAUCCUUCACGCAACCACAGGGCCUAUCGCCUGGCUGUGGCCAAACUCAGCCCUCCUUACAUUCCCUUCAUGCCUCUGCUGCUGAAAGACAUGACAUUCAUCCAUGAGGGUAACCCAAACUACGUUGACAAACUGGUGAAUUUUGAGAAAAUGCGAAUGCUUGCCAAGACAGUUAAAAUUGUACGAGGUUGCAGAAGCCAACCUUAUGUGCCUUCAUCGCCACAGAGGGGCCUGGCUGAUCGCAUGUUUCUGGAUGGGCCUGCUACUCGAUUAUCUACGUAUUCCGACCAUGCCUUCCCUCUCCGCUCUCCCAGCAACAUCCGACACUACAUUCAAAACCUGAAGGUGAUCGACAACCAGCGGAAGCUCACCCAGCUAUCGAGAACAAUCGAAUGCUAGGACAUCUGCCUCUGGAUGGAGAAAUACUGGAACUUUAUAUCGAAAUCAUAAACUGGAUCGCAAGGAUUUUCUGAACUUUUACAAUCGCCUGAGUAGGAUGGAUCUUUCUGCAGUUCACAGCAGAAAGUGAAAAUGUGCAGCGUGCACAGGAAUGACCUCAAUGCUGAACAACAGGACAGCUGGGAAUGUUUUGACCAAGCAAGCCUUACGUCCACUCUAAAGGCUUUGCACCAACAUGUAAAAAUGCUGCUCUACAUCUGCUGUAAAUUUUAAAUUUUUUUUAUAUGACACAUUGUAAGCUGCAGUCAUACAACACAUGUUAAACAUUAGUGCCACAAAUACUGUCUUUGACUUUUCUGAGCACUUCUGUUGUCACUUUUAAAGUAAUAUGUUGUAUUAUACAUUUUUGGCAACAAUGCCACAAAUUCACAUGCUUUCAUAUGUUGUUUUCUAAAUAAAUUAUUUUACAAGUUA
This is a messenger RNA of Gambusia affinis (western mosquitofish), 3398 nucleotides long. RefSeq names its product Rap guanine nucleotide exchange factor (GEF) 3 (gene rapgef3). Gene Ontology annotation, biological process: Ras protein signal transduction; positive regulation of GTPase activity. The transcript is spliced from 27 exons. The record is from RefSeq and is a predicted model, not a curated record. Bases 318 to 2924 code for a protein of 868 amino acids. NCBI's taxonomy places the organism in Eukaryota, Metazoa, Chordata, Actinopteri, Cyprinodontiformes, Poeciliidae. Gene Ontology annotation, molecular function: guanyl-nucleotide exchange factor activity. Gene Ontology annotation, cellular component: plasma membrane.